AAUUUACGUCAUCAAACCGGAAAAAUUCAGACAUCAAUCGACAUUAAUUUUAAGAAAGGUACAAAGUUUGACUGAAAGUCACCUUGCAUAUCCCGUGACUUAUAACACUGAUAAAUGCCUGUCCAAAUUGAGUGGUUAUAAACUUACACUGUACGACUAAGAUACGAGAUAUGUUCGUCGGAGUGUUGCAUCAUUUUUGUUAGUUUAUUGUUGGCUCCCUAGGUGUCACUGAUCCAGCGUGAGAGCUGAGUCACUUGCCCCUUUACAAAGAGGAUAGACUUGUAAAUUUUCACGCCGCUGUCGUAGCAGCAGCAGCAUCAGCAUCUUCCUUUCAAAACAAACUAUCAAGAUUGCAACAUACAAACAAAAUGUUGGUGAACGUGUUUGAUGAAUACUGUUUUUAGUGAUGUUUCCCCCGACAUAGGGAACCUGAAUCCCCACUCCCAAGAACUACGUCGUUGCGACGUACUGUGCACAAAGUUAAUCUGAACGCCGAGACAAAGCAAUAAACGCCAAAAUGUUGGCUUACGUCAAAAAGAUUCAUAGACACUCGGAUGAACUUCUUCAUCUAGCUCUGAUACUCAGUUUGAUUAGAGUAGAUCCUGAAUCUUAUCUUGGAUUGGGUCUGGGACGGUCCAAUUCCAUUCGGGGAAGUUUCCACAAUAUUACAAUGGGAGACACUUGGGCUCAUGCCCCAUCGGAUUUCCAUCAUGGAUUCAUGAGCAACCUGCCAGAUAUACCCUACUUACAUCCUAAGAGCAUGGAAGCUUCUUUAACUCAAUAUCAAGAAGAGCUCAUUGAAGAUUUAAAUGAUCUUGGGAGAUACACAAGCAUCUUACCCCCACGAAGCCCAAGAACAAUUACCGCUUACCUGCUGGAUGACAGCUCACUCAACCGUGAUUCAAAUUUGCCUAAUGUAAACACAGUGAGCCCUGUUGUUGCUUCUUCUAGCAGUUCAUUGAUAGCUGCCACUGUAAGUUCACAAUCCCAUCAUGAUGAACUACUGGAUUCCAUGCAACCACAAUCACCUCCAGAAUCUUCUAUUCAAGAUGACGCUUCUGUACUAUCUCUGGAGGAUGCGGACCUGAUAGAAAUUUUAUGGAAGCAAGACAUAGACAUUGGAAUCCCCCGUGAUCAUUUUCUCUUUCCGGAAGAUCAAGAAUCCAGCGGCGAAGAUGUCGACACAGCAACGUUGAAGGACAAGUUGGAUUUGAAGGGCGAACAAAAGGAGAAGACCAAAAAUGGCGAAAAUAAGAACGACGAGGACCCUCCGGACAAAUCUCCUUCAGAUGACGAUCCCUGGGCCGGCUUAUCAUAUCGAAUUGAUGAUGAAACAGGCGAGUACGUCUUGCUGGACAAGGCCGAUACAGUCCAGCCGUCCACUUCGGGUGGCGAGUCGGAGGCGUCGGAGCCGUCGGAAGAGGAAGACAAAUCGUCACCUGAAAAGCCGUUGGAUUCGAGUGAGGAUUCCUUGGCGCUAGAUAAAGUUUUUGGCUUUGUCGAUUACGACGAGGAAAAAUUGACCGAGAGCAAUUUCACACUCGGCGCACUCAGCCCAGAGAGUGCGGAACUUAUUGGGCAACUCGAUCCAGUUUUGGGUUCGAUCGUUGCCGCUCGCCAGACAGUCCAGGAGAGCACCUCUGCGCUCAACUUUGGCUCAUUGUUGUCGGACGGCGCUAGCGCCGGGUCGUCUGGUGAAGAAUCAAUCGGCGAUUUGGAUCUGGGCUUCUAUUUCGACAGCCAAAAUAAUCGGGCCCACGAGGAAAUCGAGAACGACGCCGACGACGAGGAAGAAGAGGAGCUGGUCAAUUUGAUUCGACCAGAGUCGAGCGCCAGUAAUACCAUCGACGCCAUCAGCGAGCAACUUGAAGCCAGCCUGGAGGACAUGAUCCAGACAGCCCAGAUGCAUCCACGCUCACUACAGGUGCGCAUGCCUCUUAUGCGCACGAUGAGCAUGGAGCAUCGGUGGCAGGACUUGGCCAACUUCCUCAGCCUACCGGACGGUGCCGCUGCCGCUGCCGCAGCUGCCAACUUGAGCUCGCAUCCGGGCCACCAUCACCAUCACCACCACAGCGGUCACCAUCCGCAUGCUGUUCACCACACUCACCACCCUCACCAUCCUGGUCAUCCUGGUCAUCCGCACCAUGCCAUGCACACCCUUGGACACCAUCCCCACUCGCCGCAUCCGGCCUUCGCCCACCCGAGUUAUCCUCAUCCGCAUUCGCCGCACGGCUCUGUCCAUCCUCACCACCACCACAACAGCUCGCCGGUCCACACGCACCACGGCUACGGUGUCCAUCCAGCCUCCAGCACCGCUACUACCAUCCACCACCACCAUCAUGGCUACAGUGGACUCACUUCGGCCGCCACCCCCGUCUAUCCCAAUUCCGCUGUGGAUGCAGGCGGCAGAGCUGCCCUCCUCCAAAAUGUUUCUAUCGGUUCGCCCCUCACUGAGUUGGGCGGAAACGGAUCCUACCCCAGCCCCGGUCUUGGCGUUGGAGUGACUUUGGGCUCUGCCGUAACAACCUCGAUGAAUUUGACGAACAGCACGGACACCAUGGAGACUGCUGUUCCUUAUAAAACUGAAACUACCGCUGAUAUGCAUUUGUAUUAUCAGAAUAACACCGGCGAAGUAAACCAAACUGGUGAUGGAUUCUUUCCUUCCAUUUUCAACGAGGAUGAUUUGCAGUUGAUGGAUAUGGCCAUUACCGACACCAUGUACACUCCUCGUUUGCUUGAUAACCAACCAGUUAAUCACUCAAUCGGUCUGACUUCCGCCAACGGUGGUAAUCCUGCGGUCUCGUCAGUGAUUCCUAGUACGGUGAUUGAUUCGACCAGCGACAGCGCUGUCAGUUCAAUGGGUUCGGAACGAGGCCCAUCCAUUUCGGAUGGUGACUGGAUCGAUACAUCCAAUGCUACCGAUUCGAACACCACGUCCAUAACCGGAGCCACCGCCGUUUUGCCGUCCGGAUCAGCUUACGGCAUGGAGUACUCUUCUGGUGCUAAAUAUCGCCAUUACGAUUACGGAUAUGGUGGUCGAUCCAGUGGACUUGAAGGUGCGUCAACCAGUGGAAGAGGAAGCUCUGCCGGUACACCUGUUGCCCAAAAGAAGCAUCAGAUGUUUGGGAAACGUGUGUUCCACGACCAGAGCGACUUGCCCGGCUCGCCGGCUGCUGUGACUGUCGUUGGCUCGCCCGCCAAAUUCGAUUACGGAAGUGGCGCUUCCGCUAGUGGAGGCUCCCUUUAUUCGCAUCCUUCCACUCCACUCGAUAGCGCCAGCGGCAUGAAUACAAUGGAUUUGAAAUACGGCUGCGGCAUGGAAUACACUCCGCAUCCGCAUGAUGUUCGAGGUAUGGACCACGUCCAUCAUAAUCAUACUUAUGCACUCGGCUCGGAAGCCAGUGGAACGUCGCAAAGACCUGUCAGUCGGGAUAAGCAUAGAGCUUCAGGAUCAAGCUUACGGGGUAGCGUGAGUGAUACGGCUUCGACGCCGGGAGCUGGAACUAGCGGCUCCUGUUCGGAGAGCGAAGCGUACUCGCGGGAUGAAAAACGCGCCCGCUCCAUGAACAUCCCUAUGACGGUCGACGACAUCAUCAAUUUACCCAUGGACGAGUUCAACGAGCGACUGAGCAAGUACGACCUGACUGAGCCGCAAUUGUCGCUCAUCCGCGACAUCCGCCGCCGUGGUAAGAACAAGGUGGCAGCUCAGAACUGUCGCAAGCGCAAGCUGGACCAGAUCUUGACACUGGCCGAUGAAGUGAAGCGAGCUCGCGAACGCAAGAUCAGGCUCAAUAAAGAGCGCGAAUUCCUUUCCGCUGAGAAGACCCGCAUCAAGGAUCGUUUUGCCCAAUUGUAUCGUCACGUGUUCCAGUCGCUACGCGAUUCUGACGGCCAGCCCUACAGCCCGUACGAGUACAGUUUACAGCAGUCGGCUGACGGAAACAUUUUGCUGGUGCCUCGAGCCACGGCCAUGGCCAAUGGCGGCUCCACCAUCGAUCCUCAGCCUCCGAUCCAGCAACAAUUGAACCACCAUCAACACCAUCAUCAACAGCAUUUACAAAAUCACCACAGCAGCACAAGUAAUGGACAACAUCGUCCCGUCAUGAUCGAUCCCAGUUCCUUGACCGCCCAAAUGGUGGGUAACGCAAGCGGUGGCCCAGUUGGCGGUGGGUCAAGUACGGCAGUUCUACACGGAGUUCGAAGAAAAACACCAGAUCAGAAGAAUGAGCCUUAAAUUGUCUUGAUGUCAAAGUGAGGGAGAUUACCCCAUUACCCAACACACAAAAAUGCAUGGAUUGGUGAUCAUUGACCGCCAUCUAACGCCGGAUCACUAAGACGGCAGCAGCCUAAAAGAAGAAGUCUUUUUGUUCUCUGCUUGACUCGAUUCGUUUCCAAUGCUAAAAAAAAUACGAAAAAACGAAACAAAAACAAUAAUAAAACAAAAAUACAAAAAAACAUAAACAUAAACAAACAAGAAACGACAGCUGGGAGAUUUUUGUGAAUAUUACCUUUUGCGUGAUUUGAACGAAGUAAAUAGCGAUCCUUAUUCAUUACAUAACCGGGGGCUCUAUUAUUGUUUCCUGUAUUCCUUCCCAUAGAAUUGUUUGGUCCUGGAUAAAAACGAAUACAAACAAUGGAUUAAUUUGCCAGUGAUACUAGUAAAUAGGAAUCUUAGUGGUGGUGUGUAUGUGUGCUGUGUUUCCAACCAGAUGGCUCACGCGGCUCUGCUCGUGUUCGUACACUACAUUUAUCAAAGAAACUUACACACGAGCUUUUUCUAUACACUUACACACUCACGUAUAGAGAGGAACGAGAAGUCCUUUUUUCUUCUUUCGUAUUCAUCAAUCAUCAUUCAUUUUCGUUUGUUUUCAGUUUCUUCCCUUGUUUUGUUGGCCCUUCCACUUCCUUUUCUGUUUUGAAUUCCAUUCGGGUUUUUUGUUUCUUCUAUUCUUUCUCCCGUACCCAUCACGAGUGUAUGCGUGUGUGAGUGUGUGUGGCUUGUCUGUUGUCUUCAUUCAAUUAGAGGGGCCCUCCAAAAUAGAAAAGAAAGAAUCGUUCAUCUUUAUAUACCGCGCUCACUUCGAUGGCCUUAUAUACAGUAUAUAUAUAUAUAAUAAUAAUUUGAAUGACGUAUCGUCCUUAACUCUGGCAUCCCAUGGCUGUGUGUGUGUAUCAUUUCAUUUAAUGACGUUUUUUUUUUAAUUCUUCAUUUUUUUCCGUUUGUUUGGAUUCCUCACAUUUUGUGGUGCUUUCGCUCCUUUGUACGUGGGCGGAAUCCGCCGUUCAUGCAUUCGUUUCCCGGUUGGCGGGAAAAUAUGAGAAAAGCUGCGAGUCCCUCAUUCAGAUUAUUCUUUUUACCGAGGAAUUAUUCAUCAAUAUUUUUUUUUUUAAACAAAAAGAUGUUACGUUAUUUCGAAAUAUGAACUUGUAAAACUAACUAGGAAAAGGGGAAAUAAUUUUGUCGGAUAAAUUUGAAGAGGGAUUGAUUUUUUGUUUAGUUUGUUUCAUAUAUAUUCACGUAGGAAUUCCUCUGCGCUAUUUCCGGUGAUUUGAAAAAAGAAACGUGACCGAGUUUAAUAACACCGUAAGCACAUUUUUUUAAAAAGAAAACAGUUAACUUUAAGGUGAAACGGCUACAACUAUAAAUGAAAUAGUAAUCAAUUGUAAACAGCCUAACGUGUCUGUAUUUUGUUUUGUAUCAAAUAUUUGAAUCUGUGCUCGACUAUUAUAUUUGUCCAUUACUCUUAUCCUAUACCUUUAUAUAAUGCAUCAACUUUGUUUUUUGGCAUACGCAACAAUCGUAUCUAAAUAAUACAAAGGAAAACAGUUUUGCUUGA
Daphnia pulicaria is the source of this 5837-nucleotide messenger RNA. RefSeq names its product segmentation protein cap'n'collar-like (gene cnc). Gene Ontology annotation, cellular component: nucleus. Bases 518 to 4234 code for a protein of 1238 amino acids. NCBI's taxonomy places the organism in Eukaryota, Metazoa, Arthropoda, Branchiopoda, Diplostraca, Daphniidae. Gene Ontology annotation, biological process: regulation of transcription by RNA polymerase II. The record is from RefSeq and is a predicted model, not a curated record. The transcript has 12 exons. Gene Ontology annotation, molecular function: RNA polymerase II cis-regulatory region sequence-specific DNA binding; DNA-binding transcription factor activity, RNA polymerase II-specific.